Molecule: messenger RNA, 453 nt
Organism: Blumeria graminis f. sp. triticale
Lineage: Eukaryota; Fungi; Ascomycota; Leotiomycetes; Helotiales; Erysiphaceae
Source: the annotation of a GenBank genome assembly
AUGUAUCUGCUUGCAAACAGGCAUGCCUCACCCCACCCCCAACUUUUUCCGCAUUUCUCAAUUGUCUACAAUCAUCUAUCACAUUUUAUGACAAAAUUUAUCCUAAAUCCUCAACAGGUGUCUUCUACACAGACCGUCAAUUCCACAGGAAUGAUCCUCAAGGGACCACGCCUCGUGAAAAAUCACGGGGUUGCAGCAACACCAGAUACCACAACAACAAUCGCUACCCUUCUAAAUCCAAAUAUCCCUCCAGACACCGAUCACCAAGCUCCUCCAAAUCAUGUAUUGUCUGCAACAAAGAAGGCUGUUGGUCCAACAAACACUCAAAAGCUGAGCGUGAAGAAGCCUUUCAGCAGCUUCAAAACCAAAAGAAUAAGUAUAACAAAAGAUACACCCAAUUUGUUGCUGAAUGUGGUCAGUCAGAAUCAGCCAUCCCCGAAUCAAUUCAUUUAA